CAGACAAAAGUGUUGCCAUUAGUAGAUGUGGUCAUAACUCACGGCGGGAACAACUCUGUGACCGAAACAUUCAAUUUCGGUAAACCAAUGAUUGUAAUGCCAUUAUUUGGUGAUCAAUACGAUAACGCACAGAGAGUGGAGGAGAAAGGGUUUGGGAUUAGACUUAAUCCGCACACCGUUUCAGAGCAAGAAUUGCUUAACUCUAUUGAAAAGCUAUUGAAUGAUAAGCUAUUGAAACACAAAUUAUCCGUCGCUUUAAAGCGUAUCCAAAACUCCAAUUGUAACUCAAAGGCCGCAGAAGCUGUGGGAAACGUGAAUGCGUGCAUAGGUUUGGCUGAAGUACUGCUGAGUCGGGGCCACAAAAUAGUGUUCGCUAUCGAUAAGUCAUUUGCGGGAAAGUUAUCGCCGUUUGGUUUCAUUGAAGAAGUGCUGUCUUCCGACCAAACGAGUGAAAUGCCGGGCGAAAUGUUAGCCAAAUAUUUGCUCGAUUCGGGCCUUAUAUCAAACGUAUCGUCAUUUGAAUCGAUAAAAAUAUCGCGCGAUUCGGGUUUUAUGGAUGUAUUCUUUGACACCAAACGGGUUAACGAACCGUCACUGAAGGCGAUUGCGGCCAAACAUAGUCCAGACCUCUAUGUGAUCGACGACUUUAUCCCUUCGCCAACAAUUGUUAAAUCAAACAAACCCUGGGUUUAUGUCGUAUGCCUUAAUCCGUUGUGUGGUUUUAUAGAUGAAAAGUUACCGCCCAGUUGUUCCGGAUUUCCCAUAAAUGGUAACAGAAAUGAAUGGAAAGAGUUUAAAAAAGUGUUAAACAAUGCUUUUGUAAAACAAAAUAUUAAAUACAAUGAAUGGUUGGAAGAGGACGGGUUGCCAACAGUUGACGUCAAUAAGAUUACAAUUCAAUCGCCGUAUCUUAAUAUCUAUGGCUUUCCCGAAGAACUCGAUUACACAGACAUCCGACCCAUACCUGAGAAGUGGUUAAGAGUCGACACAUUUAUGAGA
Molecule: messenger RNA, 999 nt
Organism: Medioppia subpectinata
Lineage: Eukaryota; Metazoa; Arthropoda; Arachnida; Sarcoptiformes; Oppiidae
Source: the annotation of a GenBank genome assembly